Apis dorsata (giant honeybee) is the source of this 1356-nucleotide messenger RNA. It is a transcript of the gene Amacr, whose product is annotated as alpha-methylacyl-CoA racemase. The transcript is spliced from 5 exons. NCBI's taxonomy places the organism in Eukaryota, Metazoa, Arthropoda, Insecta, Hymenoptera, Apidae. Gene Ontology annotation, biological process: bile acid metabolic process. The coding region runs from base 86 to 1228 and encodes 380 amino acids. Gene Ontology annotation, molecular function: alpha-methylacyl-CoA racemase activity. Gene Ontology annotation, cellular component: mitochondrion. The record is from RefSeq and is a predicted model, not a curated record.
UUGUAUGUAAAUAUUCUAUAUAAUUUUCAUUUUGUGUCGAUUUUAAAGUAUUUUGAUUCUUGACUUUUAUCAUUUAUAUAUAAAUAUGCCUUUAAAAGGUAUAAAAGUAUUAGAAUUAGCUGGAAUUGCUCCAGGUCCUUUUUGUGGAAUGAUAUUAAAUGAAUUUGGUGCAUCUAUAAUUAAAGUAGAUAAGAUUGAUGGAUUUUAUAAUACCAUUGAUGUUCUAAGUCAUGGAAAAAGAUCAAUUGCAUUAAAUUUAAAAACUUCUCAGGGUCUUGAUAUAUUUAAAAAAUUGAGCAAUCAAAGUGAUGUGAUUAUAGAUCCUUAUAGAGCUGGAGUAAUGGAAAAAUUAAAACUUGGGCCAAAAGAACUUAUGGAAACAAAUAAGAGAUUGAUAUAUGCUAGAUUAACAGGAUUUGGUCAAAAUGGACCUUAUGCUAAUAUGGCUGGACAUGAUAUUAACUUUUUAGGUUUAUCUGGUUUAUUAUCAUUAUUUGGACGAUACAAUCAAAAACCAACACCACCAGCUAAUCUAACUGAUUUUACUGGUGCAUUGAUUUGUGUUUUUGGUAUAAUGCUAGCAUUAUUUGAACGUAAUAAAAGUAACAUUGGUCAGAUAAUUGAUGCAUCAAUGGUAGAUGGAUCAGCAUACAUAGGUAGUUGGAUGUAUAGAUCUCAAAAUAUAUUUGGUUUAUGGGGAAAUCCCCGUGGUAAAAAUAUAUUAGAUUCUGGAGCACAUUUUUAUGAUACAUAUGAAACAAAAGAUAAACAAUAUAUAUGUGUUGGAGCAAUUGAAUCUAAAUUUUAUAAGAUAUUUUUAGAAAAACUUGGUAUUUCUUCUGAUGAAAUACCACAAUUUGAUAAAUUUGAAAAAAAUCGUGAAAAAUUAGAAAAAAUAUUCAAACAAAAAACUCAAGCAGAAUGGUGUGACAUAUUUGAUGGCACAGAUUCUUGUGUAACACCAGUUUUAAAUUUAAAAAAUGUUGCAUUACAUGCACAUAAUAAAGAAAGAAAUACAUUUAAGAUUGAAGAUGAUGGUUUAGUUACUCCAAAUCCUGCUCCUCGUUUAUCUCGUACGCCUGGUAUAUCCAAAAAAUAUCAAAAAAUUCCUGAAUUAGGUGAGCAUACUAUAGAAAUUCUUAAUGAAUUAAAUUUUAAACAUGAAGAAAUUACUAAUUUUAUAGCAAAUGGAAUUGUUAAUCAAAAAAUAAAACGUUCUUCACUUUAAGUAUGUAUUUGAUUUCUAUUGAAAUUUAUAUAUCUUUAUUAAAUAUAAAAUUAUAAAAUUAUAUAAAGACAUGCCUAUACUACAUAUGAUAGAUAAUCAUUUAUAGAUGAUCCAAUAAAUAAUGAGAA